AUGACGUCACCGCCGGACUACGCGACCGCGGCAUCGCUUCGGUCGACGGCGGCUCAGAUGGCCGCCGGCAUCUCCGUCGACCUCGUCGUCGCCGCUCAGGUUCUCAUUUUUGCGAUAUCGUGUCGUUUUUGCCUGAUUUUUUGCAUUUUAUAAUGAGAAAAUGCCAUUUGGAAGUCUAGGCCGUGAAAAUUUAAGCCACCAGAAGCUUUAUUUGGAAAACUGGGCCACCGUUUUUUUUAUUUCAAAGCUACAAUUUCAAACCUUAUGACGCGCUUUUUUUCGUUUCUUUUUGAACAUUUGAACGGAAAAAAGCAUGUUUAAAGAAAAAUGAAAAAUGGAGGGAGUAAAACGGCCUGAAAACGCAUUUUGCUAUGAAAAAAUGCCAUUUGGAGAUCUAGGCCAUGGAAAUUUGAGCCAUGAAAAGCCUGAUUUGGAAAACUAGGCCACCGAUUUUUUUUUUUCGAAAGCUAUUAUUCCAAACCUUAUGACGCGAUUUUUUCGUUUCUUUCUGAACAUUCGGACGGAAAAAAGCAUGUUUAAAGAGAAAUGAAAAAUGGAGGUAGUAAAAUGGCCUGAAAAUACCCCCCUUGUUUUCCUUCUCGAAGUGCUCUUAUUUUUGCGAUAUCGCGUGAUGAAUCGAAAUUUUUCCGGAGUUUUUCGCUUUUUGUAUGAAAAAAUGCCAUUUGGGAAACUAGGUCAUGAAGAUUUGAGCCACCAAAAGCCUGAUUUGGAAAACUAGGCCAUCGUUUCCUUUUCUACAAUUCCAAACCUCAUGACGCGAUUUUCUCGUUUCUUUCUGAACAUUUGGACGGAAAAAACAUGUUUAAAGAGAAAUGAAGAAUGGAGGUAGUAAAACGGCCUGAAAACGCAUUUUGCUAUGAAAAAAUGCCAUUUGGAGAUCUAGGCCAUGGAAAUUUGAGCCAUGAAAAAGUCUGAUUUGGAAAAACUAGGCCACCGAUUUUUCGAAAGCUAUUAUUCCAAACCUUAUGACGCGAUUUUUUUCGUUUCUUUCUGAACAUUCGGACGGAAAAAAAGCAUGUUUAAAGAGAAAUGAAGAAUGGAGGUAGUAAAACGGCCUGAAAAACGCAUUUUGCUAUGAAAAAAAUGCCAUUUGGAGAUCUAGGCCAUGGAAAUUUGAGCCAUGAAAAGCCUGAUUUGGAAAAACUAGGCCACCGAUUUUUCGAAAGCUAUUAUUCCAAACCUUAUGACGCGAUUUUUUUCGUUUCUUUCUGAACAUUCGGACGGAAAAAAAGCAUGUUUAAAGAGAAAUGAAGAAUGGAGGUAGUAAAAACGGCCUGAAAAACGCCUUUUUGCUAUGAAAAAAAUGCCAUUUGGAGAUCUGGGCCAUGGAAAUUUGAGCCACGAAAAGCCUGAUUUGGAAAACUAGGCCACCGAUUUUUUUUUUUCGAAAGCUAUUAUUCCAAACCUUAUGACGCGAUUUUUUCGUUUCUUUCUGAACAUUCGGACGGAAAAAAGCAUGUUUAAAGAGAAAUGAAGAAUGGAGGUAGUAAAACGGCCUGAAAACGCAUUUUGCUAUGAAAAAAUGCCAUUUGGAGAUCUAGGCCAUGGAAAUUUGAGCCAUGAAAAGCCUGAUUUGGAAAACUAGGCCACCGAUUUUUUUUUUUCGAAAGCUAUUAUUCCAAACCUUAUGACGCGAUUUUUUCGUUUCUUUCUGAACAUUCGGACGGAAAAAAGCAUGUUUAAAGAGAAAUGAAAAAUGGAGGUAGUAAAAUGGCCUGAAAAUACCCCCCUUGUUUUCCUUCUCGAAGUGCUCUUAUUUUUGCGAUAUCGCGUGAUGAAUCGAAAUUUUUUUCCGGAGUUUUUUUCGCUUUUUUUGUAUGAAAAAAAUGCCAUUUGGGAAACUAGGUCAUGAAGAUUUGAGCCACCAAAAGCCUGAUUUGGAAAAAACUAGGCCAUCGUUUCCUUUUUCUACAAUUCCAAACCUCAUGACGCGAUUUUCUCGUUUCUUUCUGAACAUUUGGACGGAAAAAACAUGUUUAAAGAGAAAUGAAGAAUGGAGGUAGUAAAACGGCCUGAAAACGCAUUUUGCUAUGAAAAAAUGCCAUUUGGAGAUCUAGGCCAUGGAAAUUUGAGCCAUGAAAAGUCUGAUUUGGAAAACUAGGCCACCGAUUUUUUUUUUUCGAAAGCUAUUAUUCCAAACCUUAUGACGCGAUUUUUUCGUUUCUUUCUGAACAUUCGGACGGAAAAAAGCAUGUUUAAAGAGAAAUGAAGAAUGGAGGUAGUAAAACGGCCUGAAAAACGCAUUUUGCUAUGAAAAAAAUGCCAUUUGGAGAUCUAGGCCAUGGAAAUUUGAGCCAUGAAAAGCCUGAUUUGGAAAAACUAGGCCACCGAUCGAAAGCUAUUAUUCCAAACCUUAUGACGCGAUUUUUUUCGUUUCUUUCUGAACAUUCGGACGGAAAAAAAGCAUGUUUAAAGAGAAAUGAAGAAUGGAGGUAGUAAAACGGCCUGAAAAACGCCUUUUGCUAUGAAAAAAAUGCCAUUUGGAGAUCUGGGCCAUGGAAAUUUGAGCCACGAAAAGCCUGAUUUGGAAAAACUAGGCCACCGAUCGAAAGCUAUUAUUCCAAACCUUAUGACGCGAUUUUUUUCGUUUCUUUCUGAACAUUCGGACGGAAAAACAUGUUUAAAGAGAAAUGAAGAAUGGAGGUAGUAAAACGGCCUGAAAACGCAUUUUGCUAUGAAAAAAAUGCCAUUUGGAGAUCUGGGCCAUGGAAAUUUGAGCCACGAAAAAGCCUGAUUUGGAAAAACUAGGCCACCGAUUUUCGAAAGCUAUUAUUCCAAACCUUAUGACGCGAUUUUUUUCGUUUCUUUCUGAACAUUCGGACGGAAAAAAAGCAUGUUUAAAGAGAAAUGAAGAAUGGAGGUAGUAAAACGGCCUGAAAACGCCUUUUGCUAUGAAAAAAUGCCAUUUGGAGAUCUGGGCCAUGGAAAUUUGAGCCACGAAAAGCCUGAUUUGGAAAACUAGGCCACCGAUUUUUUUUUUUUUCGAAAGCUAUUAUUCCAAACCUUAUGACGCGAUUUUUUCGUUUCUUUCUGAACAUUCGGACGGAAAAAAGCAUGUUUAAAGAAAAAUGAAAAAUGGAGGGAGUAAAACGGCCUGAAAAUACCCCCUUGUUUUCCUUUUCGAAAUGAAAAAAUGGAAAAGAAAAUAAGAGAGGCGAAUCGUUCGCUUCCAAGAUUUACGGGCGCCAAUUUCGGCGCCGCGGCUUUUCGUUCUCCUCCACGUUUUCUUGGUAGAAGGGGGGUUUUUAUUCGAAGAUUGGACAGGGUUUUUUCGAAUGGAAAGCCUAAAAUGUUGAAUUUUAGAAGUUCUUUAUACUUUUUUAUCGUUUUCUUAGUUCAAAGGCGACCAGAAUGAUGAUAAAUUUGCGCAGAUCAUGAACCUUUUUUGUGGCCUAGUUUUCCAAAUGAAAUUUUCGGCUUUAGAAAAAAAAAAUUUGUGGGAGAAAAGCGAUUUUUUCAGUGGCCUAGUUUUUGAAUUCAAUUUUGGUGGCCUAGUUUUCCAAAUGCAGUUUUUCAUUCCUAAGAAAAAACUUGUUAUGGUAGAAGAGUCAAGGCUUUUUGAGGAAAGUUUCGAUUUUUUUAUGAGUUCUCUUUAUUUUUUUAAUAUUUUCCCUGUUGAAAGGCGAUCAGAAUGAUGUAAUAAUCUUUUUGUGGACUUGAGCCUUUUUUGGUGGCCUAGUUUUCCAAAUGCUAACAAAAAAAAUUUAAAAAAACGAUAGAUGUGAGCAUUGUAGAGCGAAUAUUCUGAAGGCCUAGUUCUCCAAAUGAGUUUUGAUGGCCUAGUUUUCCAAAUGAGUCUUGACGGCCUAGUUUUCCAAAUGCUAACAAAAAAAGUUUUAAUGGUUAAUGUGAGCGUUGUAGUGCCACUUUCUCAGAGGCCUAGUUCUCCAAAUCAGUUUUGGUGGCCUUGUUUUCCAAAUGAGUCUUGACGGCCUAGUUUUCCAAAUUAAGAUUUUUGUUUGCAGAAAAACUUUAUGGUAGAUUUGAGUAGUUUAGCGCAACUUUUCCGAGGGUAUAGUUUUCCAAAUGAGUUUUCACGGCCUAGUUUCGCAAAAAAAUUAAAAUCAAAGAACUUUGUGUGAAAAAAAAAAUCAGCAGCGUAGUUUUUUUUUGGACUUUCAUAGAUUCUUUCAUAGCUCUUAUAAGAUUACUGUUUCAUUUUUCAGCGAGAAGCCAAUUUCCUGCGGAUGAUCGACCGAAAAGCCCCAUUAUUAUACGAAGCUGACGUCGUGAAUCAGGCGAUCCGUCGUUAUGAGAGCUAUUGGCUCCCUAUGCAGGUGCUUUUUUCGAUUUAUCAGAAAUUAAAAUGAGUUUUGAGCAAUGAAAUGUAUAUCAUUAGAAUCAGCUUCAUCUCCUCUUUUGAAUGCUACCAAAAAUGUUAUUUUUUUUGCUCUUUCUGUCUGGAAACCUCCACCUUUUCCAUUAUCUCUAAUUUUUUGAGAUUUUAGCGAUUUGACUCAAUCUCUCAAAGCUUGAUAAAGCCUUGGAAAAUGAAAGUUUGAUCCUUUAAAGCAAAAUUUCUUGCUUUUUAUGGUAUUGAGAUCAUUAGGUGUUUUUUUCUGUAACUUUCUGGAAACGUCCACUUUUUCCAUAGUCUCUAAUUUUUUGUUGUUCAGCCUUUUUUGACCCAAUUUCUCAAAGUUCCGAAGUUUUAGAGAAUCGAAUUUAUAUCAUUAGAAUCAGUUUAACCUCCUUUUCUGAAUAGUACCAAAAAAUUAUGGGUUUUCAGCUUUUUCUGUCUGGAAACCUCCACCUUUUCAUAAUCUCUAAUUUCUUGUUAUUCAGGCUUUUUUGACCGAACUUUUCAUAGCUUGAGAAAGUCUUAAAAAAAUGAAAAUUUGAUCCUGGAAAGCAAAAUUUCUUGCUUUUUAUGGUAUUGAGAUAAUUAGGUUGUUUUUUUCUGUAACUGUCUGGAUACCUCCACUUCUUUCAUUAUCUUUGAUUUUUCUUGAGAUUUGGAAAGUUUGACCCGAUUUUUCAAAGCUUGAGAAGCUUUGGAAAAUGAAAAUUUGAUACUUGAAAGCAAAAUUUCUUGCUUGUUAUGGUAUUGUCUGGAAAAACCUCCACUUUUUCCGUUAUCUCUAAUUUCUUGAGGUUUGAGCAUUUUUGCCCCAAUUUUUUAAAGUUUGAGAAAGCUUUGGAAAAGGAGAAUUUUAUCCUUGAAAGCAAAACUUUUUGCUUUUUAUGGUAUCGUUGGAUUUUUCUGUAACUGUCUGAAAACCUCCACUUUUUCCAUUAUCUCUAAUUUCUUGAGAUUUUAUCGAUUUGACCCGAUUUUUCAAAGCUUGAUAAAGCCUUGGAAAAUGAAAAUUUUCAUCCUUGAAAUUUAGAUUUCUUGUCCUCUAUUAUUAUGAAAAGUAUUCGUCUUUUUUUCUCUAACUGUCUGGGUACCUCCACGUUUUCUAUGAUCUCUGACCAGCCGUCCUUUGACAAAAUUUUUCUGAACCUUCAGGAAGAACCUUAUAUCAUUAGGAACAGAAUUUAUCCCUCUCCCUCUGAAUUUUUCAUAAUUUGGGAACUUGUAUGAUGAGAUUUCCAGGCAACUCACCCCGAUAUGAACGUAAUUCCGCCCUUGGACGUCCAUUGGGUCUGGCACACUCAUAUGCUCAGUCCGAUACAUUACCAAGAGGUAUAUUUUAUUCAUUUUUUUUUCAACAUCUUUUCAAACUUGCGAAAUUAGCUUGAAAAUAGGUGAUUUUGAGAAAAAAGGUCGCAUGGGGAAUGUCUCGCGAAGCGUGAAGUUUGAAAAAUAGAAAACUGUCUAGAACUGGAAUUUUUUUCGGUGAUUUUAUAUCCAGCAGAAGCUUUCGAAAAAGGCUUUUCUUGUUGGAGUUUUGACCAGAGCUUGGAACUUUCUAAGCACCCCCGACAAUUAG
Messenger RNA from Caenorhabditis auriculariae, 5897 nucleotides. The record is from the annotation of a GenBank genome assembly. NCBI's taxonomy places the organism in Eukaryota, Metazoa, Nematoda, Chromadorea, Rhabditida, Rhabditidae.